UUUUCUGGCUCUGCUUUGUCAUGGACAUGCAAGCUUCUAAUGGUUCGUACUUGUUUUCCUACGCUAUGUGAUAUGCUCGCGCGUUAAAUUACAUCGUAAUUUAUGAUUCUGGGACUGAAUACUUUACACAGGAUAUGGUGUAUCUCCAAAGAGAAACUUCUUCUUUUGAAACAUGUUUCCCAGUGGAAAAGGAAUGGAUAUUUGUAUGAAUUCAGUGUAUGCUUCCAUCCCUGGAUUACCGGAACUAGGGAUGGUAUGGAUGGGAGAUAUGAUGGUACAUGGAGAACCUACACAUGAACUUAUGUUGGAUCCACGUCAAGCUGAAAGUCCUUUUUUUCCUCAUGGUUCAAAUCCAUAUGAAAAUAUUAGAAAUCACCAAAUCGCACCUACAACUAUGGUACGAUAUCUACCACCUCAGUUCCCUAAUGAAUGUUCAGAGCCUGAUGAAGCUGUGGAAGCUGUCGAUUCCCAGGAAAUACAACAGGAAUAUGAUUCACAGUCUGAAAGACAAGAAAUGACUGAAUAUUUGACAUUAGAAGAUUACAUUGGUGACGAAGAACGAGAGCAAGUUGUAAACAAUGCAGCAACACAAACUACUCAGGAUAAUCGCAAUAGGAAAAUAAAACCUAUAAAGCAUCCUGGAUUGGUUUUAAAAACACCAAUUGCAUAUCAACCACAUACAGAUUUAAAUUUUAUUCCCAUUCGUAAGGAUGGUAUAGCUGUUUGCGAAAAAUGUGGUGCUAUUGGUGUGAAACAUGCAUUUUAUACUAAAGAACGACGAUUUUGUAGCAGAGCAUGUGCAAGAUCUUCAGAACAUACAGCUCCUACUGCUGAUUCUACAUAUAGUCCAUCACAUUCUGUAGAGGCACAUGCAUCUGUAAAUUCAACUUCUCCAAAUGAAUCUAAAUUAACAAAGAAUGUCAUAGUACAAGAAGAAACAGACAUAAAAGAAUCUUUUGAACUAGAGAAAGAGAAAGUUAUAUCAGAACCAGUAAUGCCGGAGGAUUUACCUGUAAGAAGAAAAAGAACUGCUGAAAUGGCAGGUUCUUAUGAUUGGACCCCACAAUUGACAGAACCUGGAUUUUGUGCUGCUCCAGUAUCUUGUUUUAAACAUGCACCUAUAUCAGAAAUAUGGGAUAAUAUCACAGUUGGUAUGAAAGUAGAGGUGGAAAAUACUGAUUGCGACGAAGUAUGUGAAGCUUUCCCAGAUUCCUUUUGGGUUGCUACUGUGUUACGUAUAUCUGGAUAUAGAGCUUUGUUAAGGUAUGAGGGUUUUGGACUCAAUGAUGAUAAAGAUUUUUGGGUAUCUUUGUGCUCGAAUGACAUACACCCUGUAGGUUGGUGUGCAACCAUUGGAAAACCUCUUAUUCCACCUAAUACAAUUGCUGAUAAGUACAAAGACUGGAAGGAUUUUCUAAUGAAACGAUUGACAGGUGCAAGAACACUGCCAACUAAUUUUUAUAAUAAAGUUAACGAUAGUAUGAAGUCGCGUUUUAGAUGUGGAUUUCACUUGGAAGUCGUAGAUAAAAAUAGAAUCUCGCAAGUAAAAGUAGCAACGAUACAAAAAAUUGUGGGUAAACGAUUACAUGUACGAUACUAUGAUUCACCACCCGAAGACAAUGGCUUUUGGUGCCACGAAGAUUCUCCUCUUAUACAUCCUGUUGGGUGGGCAAAACGGGUAGGACAAACGUUGGAUGCAUAUCCUGAAUAUUUAGAACGUGUGUCAAAAUCAAAAUUGUGUGAAGACGACGCAACUGAAGACCUUUUCUAUGUGCCAAAGAACCAUCAUGUACAUCUUGGAUACACAUUUCGAGAAGGAAUGAAAAUAGAAGCCAUUGAUCCUCUUAAUCUCUCUGCCAUAUGCGCAGCAACAAUUAUGCAAGUUUUAAAAGAAGAUUAUAUAAUGAUCCGUAUAGAUAGUUAUGAUGAAGAUGCAAGUGGUGCUGAUUGGUUCUGCUAUCAUUCAUGUUCACCUUGUAUUUUUCCAAUUGGAUUUUGUUCUCAACAUGGAUUACCACUUACACCACCAAAGGGCUAUGAUCCUACUACAUUUACAUGGGAUACAUAUUUAACAGAGACGAAUACUAUACCCGCUCCUGUGCAGUUAUUUAAUAGGGAAAUACCUCAACAUGGAUUUAUUGAAGGAAUGAGGCUUGAAGCAGCUGAUUUAAUGGAUCCUAGAUUAGUUUGUGUUGCUACUAUUACUAGGGUGAUUGGAAGGUUAUUAAGAGUACACUUUGAUGGUUGGGAGGACGAAUAUGAUCAAUGGCUAGAUUGUCAGAGUCCUGACAUUUAUCCAGUUGGAUGGUGUGAUUUGGUUGAUCAUAAAUUAGAAGGGCCCCGUGUACUCAAUAAAAACACUAGUCCUACUGUAAAAUCACCAAGAGGCCUUAAACGUAAAGCUAAGAGAAAAGUGAAAAAAAGCAACAAAGUAUCUUGCGCGAAAAACAUUCUACCUCGGCACAGUGAACGUAUUAGUACGGCUCGUGAACGCGAACGAGAAGUAGAGCCAGCCCAAGGAAUAAAAAUCGAAAGAGAACGUGACUUGGAAAGCUUACCAGAACAAAGAAACAGGGAACCAGAACCAGCAGAAGAACCAGCUGGACCUGAUCAAACUUUACCUAGUCCUACCACUGGACAAGGUCAAGCAUUAAAUGAUACUCAAAGUGAGAUACAAAGCCCUCCACCACCAAAAGAACGAAUUGCUACGUCGUACAUUAAUGUAACGUCUGCUUCUAGCAAAUACAUCCCAAGGCUAGCAGAUGGUGUUCAAAAGAGUUCUGAAUCUGGUGAUUUAGUGCCAUCUGAGUGGAAUGUGUUUGAUGUUGCACAAUUUCUUCGUGUUAAUGAUUGUGCAACAUAUUGCGAUAAUUUUAGUAAACGUAAGAUAGAUGGAAAAACUCUAUUAACACUCACUAAGGACCAAAUAAUAGACCUAACCGGUUUUAAAGUUGGGCCUUCUUUAAAGAUAUAUGAUCUUAUUCAACAAUUGAAAAUCAAAGUGAAUCCAGCUCAGGAAAGGUUGAAAUUAGGAUUGAAAAAAUUAUUAUAACAAAGAUAGUACAUAGAUAAUACCAUGAAUAAGUUCCAUCAUUGCAUACAAAUAAACAUGGAUUUACAGGUAAGGCAUAUAGAUGCAAAUAAUUAAAAAUUCAUAUUUCAUCAUGGUUAUAUACAGUAUUUGUUAUAUACUUUAUUAAUAAAAUGUGUAUGUGUAUGUAUAUAAAUAUACAUAUACAUAUAUGCAUACACAUAUGAAAUUAGGGAAAGGUAAAGGUAGAGAUCCUGCUCUAUCACUUAGGAUAUAAAUUUGGAAAGAAUACCAUUUAUUUAAAAGAGAAAAAGAAAAAAGCCACAAAAAGACAAAAGUAUGAGAUAUUUUGUUUUGGAAAAUAGUUAAAUAUUAUAAAUUAAAAAUAUAAUUUGAAACUUAUUUAUUUAUGCAUUUAUACACGUUCAUUGGGGGUUAGGUUAAAAUUGGUGUUUGAUAAAAUAUUAGUUUUAAUUUGAAUGUUUUUCAUAAAAUCAAUUCUUACAAAAUCUGACUAUCUGUAAAUUACUUUUUGACGUAACAGAAAUUGGAAUACCAAACUACUUCUUUGUAAAUUAAAAUACAAUACAGUAGUUAUUUUAAUGCUUGCAAAUAGAUAAAUGAAUUCCAGAACUGAAUGAAACAUAUUUAAUACAUAUUUAUAAUUUCAUGGAGCUUGGACUAAAACUAACGUGGUAUUUGGUAGAGAAUACAAGAUUUAUUUUAUAUUAAUAUUUACAUGUAUAUAUAAAUUUCUACAUAAAAUAUCAAGAGAAAUUCAUGCAUACAUAUUGCAUUUAAACAUUCUUAUGUAUAUCAGAAGUUAUUUUAUUAUUCUGACAACAUUUCUUUUACAACGCCGUUAUUUGUAAAUCCAUGCUUUCACAUUGCACUAAAUUGAUUACAGAUGCAUGAACCACAUUAAGAAAAAAGAUACUAAUGUAUAUUUAAAGAUUUUUUUAAACAAACAGAAAGUUAAAGGGUGUAAUUUAAAAGGGGAAAAAUUUAGAAGUAAAUCAACAAAGAUAUAUAAUAUUUAAUAUGAAAAGUAAAAAAGAAGGUAGUAAAAAUAAAUCAUAAAGUACAAAUUAGUUUCCGAGUAUCAAUUCAUUACAGCUUCAAUCAUAUUUGCCUUGACGAUAUCAUUCGCAAUACUAAAUUAGUUUUAUAUAUUUUAAUAGAUUUGUUGAUUUACUCUCUACUGUAAUCAAGAGCUACGCGUCUGUACAUAAUUAAAUAAAAAACGGAACGGUCAACUUCUAAUCUUGUAAAUAUAGCAUUUAGCACAGUAUUAGGUUUAGCUCAUUUUUUUUUGAAAAAAAAGAGGAUAAAGAGAAUGUAACCACAGUGUAAAAGAAGCAUAACUAUUAGAAAGUGGUUGAUGCAUUUGUAUAACACAUAUUGUAUCUAUAUGUAGCUUUAUAAUCAUUACAGUAAAGUAAAUCAAACCAGUCGAGUAAAGUCUAAGACUGAUUUGUCUUAGGCUCUUUAAAUACUAUUUUUAGUACGAUAGGGUAACAUUGUUACUCUCUUUAUUUAUUCAAUAUCUUGGAAUCUCAUGAGGUACCAAUUCAAUUUGGUUCCUAGACGUUUUCUUAGCAGUUAAUUGAUAUAAGGUUGGAUAUUUGACUAAUAAUCACUUAGAUUUUAUUGUGACGAUACUUGUUUCUGUUUAUUAUGUUGAUUAGCUAUUUCACAUUAGCAAUGUAAAGAAAAUUUAUUAAUUUGGAGAAAUAUUAUAUGUCUAUAUCUGCUGAUCGAAAGAAAAGUAGUAAAAGUUUUCUUGAAAUCAUCAUUGUGUACAAAUUGGGAGGCAUUAUAAAUAGUGUUAUAAUUAUAAACUGACAAAAUUUGGGUUCUGCUUUAAAUACACUAAUCACAUUACUGUGAGUACAAAAGGAGAAAAAACAAUAUUACUUACAAAUUAAAAAUACAAAUAAUAACAGAUUUCUACGUGUUAUAUCAAUCAAUUUUAGUUUGAGAACAAAAUAACGUCCGUUGUAAAAUUUAACACUUAGCCAACCGAAUAGCGGAGAUCUCCCCUCUGUGAAGAACAACGCUGCGUGACCGAACGGGGAGAUCUCUCUUUUUGACUUUAGCAACGCGUUUUCUUCUUUUUUUUUUUUUUUUUGUUAUCAGUUAUUGUUUAGCUGGAUAUGUUCCCAAUUAAUUGCGCCAUUUUUUCUGCUUUUAUAAAGUACAGUAUAUAAUAAAAUACACCAAUUUAGUAGUGCUAAAAUUAAUUAAAAAACUACACUAUCAGUUAUGACUAAAUAAAGUUACAGUCGAACGGUACCACACUGUAAAAAAAUAUUAAAAUGCAUUAUGAAUUUUUAAUUUCA
Messenger RNA from Bombus huntii, 5373 nucleotides. Its product is annotated as polycomb protein Sfmbt-like. Gene Ontology annotation, biological process: regulation of DNA-templated transcription; heterochromatin formation. The transcript has 10 exons. Bases 173 to 3052 code for a protein of 959 amino acids. Gene Ontology annotation, cellular component: nucleus. Gene Ontology annotation, molecular function: zinc ion binding. The record is from RefSeq and is a predicted model, not a curated record. NCBI's taxonomy places the organism in Eukaryota, Metazoa, Arthropoda, Insecta, Hymenoptera, Apidae.